AUAGGGCAGAACAGGAGAGCAGCGCUGAGAGGAAAAGCAGCCGGAGGAGCUGAAUGAUGGCAAGCCACUGCUGAGAGUUGGGACUCGCUACCCGUCGCUUCAAACACAUCUGUUUCUGAUACACCAGCCCGUAAUUAACCUGAAGCCUUUAAACCCUGCCGAGAGAGGAGUGGAAGUAAAAGUGCGCAGUUUGGUCUCGUCGCUGCGAGGAAAAUCUGUGGCAUAUUCGCACAAAUUUCCUUUCCUUUCUGCCCUCUUGCUUUGGAAUACGACAGGUAGGCAGUCAUGGUUAGCCUGUGUGUUUGGGCUGUGGCCGCUCUGCUGGGAACCUCAGGGUGCUGGCUGGCUGAAGGGCACAAAAGCAGCAGGAGAAGCAACGUUCAUUCAGCUACAAUGUCACGCACCUCCUCCCAGGAACCAAACUCCAUGGAGAAGGGGAAAGCAGACGGGAACAUCGAUCAAUCCCUCUCUGACCCAGACGGAGGUCCCUGUCGCAGGACUUACUGUGGACGGGGUCGACAGUGUGUGCUGAUGGCAGACACCGGCCGUGCUGAGUGUGUUUGCCAAGAAAAGUGCCGGCCCUCCUUCGUGCCGGUGUGUGGUUCAGACGGCAGGUUCUACGAGAACCACUGCGAGGUUUACCGCACCGCCUGUCUGGAGAGGAGGCGGAUCUACGUGGUGCACAGCAAGGACUGCUUCUUCAAAGGCAAUACAUGCACCAUGUCGGAGUACAACAGGCUGAAAAGCAUGCUGCUGGAUAUGCAACCAAAAGUGCUGAAAAAUGGAGAGAAAAGCCAGCAGAGAGACAUGGAGGAGAAGAGAGCACUGGUGGACACCAUGUUCAAAUACCUGGAUGUGGACCAGGAUGGCCGGCUGGUCAGUGGGGAGCUGGAAAAGAUCUCCAUGAAGGAACACCUGGAGGACAGGCUGCUGGAAUGCACCAUGCAGGACCUUCUGCGUUACGACGACUACAACAACGAUGGGCACCUCAGCCUGCACGAAUUCUACACAGCUUUCCAGGUUGUCCAACUGAGCCUGGCGGAAGACCAGUGGAUCAGUGUCUCUACCGUAACAGUGGGCCUCAGUGCCGUUCUUACCUGUGCCAUUCAAGGGACGCUGCGGCCACCAAUUAUCUGGAAGAGGAAUGGCAUCAUCCUGAACUUCUUGGACCUGGAAGACAUCAACGACUUUGGGGAUGAUGGCUCCCUGUACAUCACCAAGGUGACAACCAUCCACAUGGGGAACUACAGUUGCCAUGCCUACGGCUAUGAAGACCUCUAUCAAACACAUGUGCUGCAGGUGAAUGUCCCUCCAGUGAUCCUCGUCUACCCGGAGACACAGGCUCAGGAGCCCGGCGUCUCUGCCAGCCUCCACUGCCACGCAGACGGCAUCCCGAAUCCCAAGCUCCUCUGGCUGAAGAACGGCAUGGACCUGCUGCCCAGAUCCUCCACACAGCUGUCCCUCAUAGCCAAUGGUAGUGAGCUCUUUAUUGGCAGCGUACGGUACGAAGACACUGGAGCCUACACAUGCAUCGCCAAGAACGAGGUUGGCGUGGACGAGGAUAUCUCCUCUCUGUUUGUUGAAGACUCGGCCAAGAAGACCCUUGCAAACAUUCUAUGGAGAGAAGAAGGGUUGAGCGUGGGAAAUAUGUUCUAUGUGUUUUCUGAUGAGGGUAUCACUGUUCUUCAGCCCAGUGAAUGUGAGAUACGCAAACACAUGAAGCGGACAGAGAGGAUUGUUGCUACCUAUGAGGAGAUGUGCCCUAAAGGUGAGGGGGUGUCACCUCAGCGCUGCGUGUGGUCCUCAGCAGUCAACGUCAGGGAUAAGUACAUCUACGUGACCCAGCCCCUCCUGAGCCGACUGCUGGUGGUCGAUAUUCAGGCGCAGAAGGUGGUGCAGGCAGUAACAACAGAUUCUUUUCCAGUGAAGAUGCUCUAUGACAAGUCACAUGACCAAGUGUGGGUCCUAACAUGGGGGGAUAUGGACAGAACACACCCAACACUUCAGGUCAUUCCUCAAGCCAGUGUGGGAGAGGUGCAUCAUGCCAUCCGCACGACUUUCCAGAGGGUCAACGACUUUUUUAUUCCUCCAACCAACCUCAUCAUCACACAUGUGAGGUUUGCCUUCGUCUUCCUCAAAAACGAACCUGCGGUACACAAGAUUGACCUUGAGACCUUCCAUCGCGUCAAGACCAUCAGCCUGAAGAACUACAGCUGCAUACCGGUCAGCAUGGCUUACACACACCUGAGCGGCUUCUAUUUCGUCCAGUGCCAGAGCAAGAGCCACCUGCAAGCCCCGCCCCAGCUGCUCAUCGACAGCGUGACGGACGCAGUGAUUGGUCCAAACCUGAACAUCACAGGGCAGCCGUUUGUGUCGCCCGAUGGCCGCUACAUCGUGACGCCCGACCCACAGAGCUCCAAGCUGAUAGUACAGACAGUGUCGUUCCAGGGAGAGCUGGGACUGAACCAGGAAGUGGAAGAGCCAAUAGCUGUGUCUGAUCUGGCUUUCCAGCCUUCCUUCACGGAGUCCAACCAGCACGUGGUAGUCGCCACCUCGGGCUCAGGGACGGACCUGCUGUUUGCCGAUCUGUCCUCGGGCCGCACCGAGGUUCUGCGGAGCCUCAAGGAGCCCCUGGCACACCAAGCCUGGCCCUGGGGAGGCCCCAACAGAGUAGUGGUCUCCAGCGGUUUGUUUGGACAGUACCUGGUGACGCCGUCAGCCGAGUCCCUCUUUGUCCUGAAUGGCAAACAGAGAACGCCUCACUGCGAAGUGUCAGACAUCAAGAGAGGAAACACAGUCGUCUGGGUCGGCGAGGUAUGAGUAAAAAGGGAGAAAAAAAAGAAAGAUGGCGAUUAGGGACAAACGUAAAUGAAAAAAGGAAAGAUCAGGCCAAAUUACCCAUUAUAAAGAUUUAUGUCAAGACCAGUUGUGGACUCAACCCUGGGACUGAGCAAGAAGGAUACAUGCCUGGGUUUAUUGUAACAAAAUUACAUUUAAAAAAUAGAAUAAUUGAAAACAUUAAGAAACCCUGUUGUGAUAUUUGUAUUGGGAGAAAGUGUCAAUGCCGUUCAGUGCAACAGUGAUCUAUGUGCACUUAACUAUACAGAAUUGUACAUUAUUGCACUUCCUUCCAUGUUAUCACAGCAAAUAGGUACCUGAAGAGGGUUUAUAAACGAUCUAUGAACUAUGCACAAUGCUCACUUUUUUUAGAGUAAAAAGCUUUCCGAUUUUGUUUAUCUCAACAAUGUUUGUCGUUUUCACCAGUGAUGCAUAUAAUCACCACAAACUGUCCGUCUGUCCUGUCUGCCUUUAGUGUAUGUGUGUUCUGAGUCCUUUUAAAAGCUACCAACCCAUCUGUUUAUUGGCCUUUGUCAUGGUAUUGUACUGUAUCCUCCCUCUGAAAGCUCUCAUUCUUCUCAUGCCGGCAGAGGUUGGCUUUAUGCACAUGUGUAAUACCCUCUAUUUACAUUGUCUAUCCAAAGAGCCCGAUUGGUCCAUUAACCGUUGUCAUUGGAAGUUUUCGCUUAACCAGAAAUGAACAGUGCAUCUUGCGGUCUCUUGCAAUGGUAUAAUCUCUCCCCUGCUGUCUCUCACAUUUAUUCUGUACCUGCAGCACAAUUCUGAUCUGCAGAGCCUGAAAAUGCCACUUAGCAGAUUUCCUCAGGGUAAUGACUCCUCUUUACUCUGACCCUGCAUGCUGAGGCCGCGCCAAAGUGCCAUCAACUCGCUAUUGAACGGGCUGUGAGCAUUUAUACUUCCUCCCCUAAGAGCUGUGCAUCAAGAUCAAUCUCAAGGCAGGUACUACACUUGUCAUGUGGUAGUUAUUCCACUUUACUUUGCACCACAUAGAAAACAUUUGUAUUUCUUUCUGUCUAGUCUGCAACAAAAACUGUUAAUAGCAACCACAUUUGCACAGGAAUAACGGCCUGUUUCACUGACACUAUCGUGCUGUUUUAAACGUCAAAUUGUAUUCCUACUUUUGAACAAUCCUGGUAUUAUCUGUCUCGAGGCAGGAACCAAUUAAACACCAGCAACUCUUUGUCCUUUAAAAUAGCAGGAGUGUUCUCUCUGUGGUUGUGUAAUUAGCUUUUGCACUAAUAAUCGUAAUGAUGAUCCAUUAGCAGCAAGACCAUGUCACUGCAGCUCUACAGAUGUAAUAGUGUUAUCAGAAGUUAAAGGAAGUGUUGUGUCUCUCAAACAUCUCUGCUUCUUGACAGUAUUCAUCAGGUACAUAUUUAUCCAGCAUUCACACUUUAUGUAUCAUAGAUGUUGGGCUUGAACUACAGUUUAAUUCAGUGUUAAUAUCCUUUACCAUCUGGCAGAGAUGAUUUCUCAUUUUAGGUUAUAAAAUAAAUGAGGAGCUACUUUUGAAUAUGCUGUUUUACACGCAAAAUGUGUAUUUUCUCUCAAUACACAUUUUAUUCAUUCUUAUUCAUAAAACAUACACACUUAGAAAACUUUUAUUUGCUAUUUUUAUAUAUGCUCUGCCAAUUUAAAUUUAUUUUUGAAUUGAACUUCCCUAACCAGCACAGACCAGCUAUAGACAAAAAAGUAUUAUUUAUUUAUUAUUUAAAAAUACAUAUACAAUACAAUGUACACUCUCUGUUUGAUUGGAAAACAACUUCAAAUAAAGGACUAUAGUAAAAGCAGCAUUAAUGCUUAGUCCCUGUUUGGAAAGAUAGAUAUUGUCUUGAUCAUCUCAGCAAGCUCUGUGAUCUAUGUAAAAAUACUCACAGCUUUUAGGAUUUUGCAGUUGUUGACCCUAUUUUGGUACAUCAAAGUGACAUUAAACUCCACAGAACAAAGGAAAAGUGUAUCAUCAUAAAUCCAGCUUUUCCCCCCAGAAACGAACAAAAGCCCACAUAAAAUACUAACUAUCAUUUCCUAAUACGUAGUUGUGCCUGUAACUCGAAGCGAUGCAAUGUGUAGGGUAGAAUAAAAAAAGAACAUGCAGGAGUGAAGCCGAUUAGUCGUUCUUGUUUGUAAUUUAGAUAUUUGCUGCUAAUCUGCCAUGAAGUUACUUUCUGGCAAGAAAGCCUGGUGAUGACUCAAUGAUAGACCACUGUUGCACUGAGGAGAGAAAUAUACUAUCUUGACAUACAUUUACGUUUAUUAAUGGACAUUUGUCAAAUUGGUAGCCCAGUUUUCUUACUAUAUCAACAAUAAAAAAUCUUACUGUUUAAAAAAAAGGCUCUGAUGCUUCGUAAAGUCACAUUCCUAUCCAAAGUUACUCCCCUGGUGGCUUUAACUGAGCAUCUACAGUAUUGGGCGGCUCUGAGACAUGCAUGUAAUGAAAACAGACCUUCAACAUGAUCAUCUCUCAAUGAUCUCUCACACUCACUCACAGUUUACUUGUGAAAAAUUCACCUUUCCUCCCUCUCUUUGACACGUCCGUCAGCUUAUCUCUUAAGGUCGAUUCAGCAGUUUGACUCUGCUACUAGAUCCACGGAGAGCCAGAACAAAGAGACUGCACCACACUCGCUGAUAAUACUAAAUAAUUGGCUAGCUCGUGUUGUUUGUUUGGAUCUACUUUCAGUGUGACAUGAAUAUUUGCGUCCCUCUCCUCCAACCCUCCUGUGAGGGGCUGCAGAGCUGACCCGCUUGGUGUGAUAGACAUUGAUAGGAACCACUGUUGUAGAUAACAUUGUUCAUGUUUAGAACACGUUCAGACAUGACGAAACUGACUGUACAGUUUUCUUUAUGCAUUUUGUGUGUUCUGGUUUAUGAGGGAAUUGUUUUGUAAG
Molecule: messenger RNA, 5744 nt
Organism: Eleginops maclovinus (Patagonian blennie)
Lineage: Eukaryota; Metazoa; Chordata; Actinopteri; Perciformes; Eleginopidae
Gene: fstl4
Product: follistatin-like 4
Exons: 16
Coding region: 286-2820 (844 amino acids)
Biological process (GO): cell differentiation; regulation of BMP signaling pathway; multicellular organism development
Molecular function (GO): protein binding
Source: RefSeq, a predicted model, not a curated record